GGAUUAAAAUGCAUGUUUCGCAAGAGAGUGACAUGAGAUUGCGUGUAACAGAAAAGACUUUUAUUCUACAUUAAUCAUUGAUAAGAAAUAGAAUGAAUCAAAAUAUUGUUGGAUAGUUUUAGUCUGCUAAACAUUAAAGAUAGGUGGUCUCUAUUUUAAAUUUUAAAAAAAUGCGUUAAGUGUUGCGCUUUAUGUCGUUGGAAAUUAAUCAAAUUAAACUUAGUAAAUCUCAUGAAUUGAAAAUGAUGAAAGAAAUUCCUGAACAAACUCUCAAGAACAAAAGUACGGCACAUUUAAUCCGUUUACUAUGGAAACAAAUGCGAGGAGUCAAAAUGUCACCUUAAAAGUCUGCAUAGAUGUAAUUCUACUUUCAAUAUUUGCAUCAUUUUUAGCCUUGUUUUAUCAUUACUUAACACCUUAUAGAAGAGGAUUUUUCUGCGAUGAUGAGAGCAUCUUGUAUCCAAAGAGACAAGAAACAAUCUCAGACCAAAAACUCUGGUGUAUUUCUGUAUUAGUUCCUGUAGCAUUGAUAGUUUUAACAGAAGCAUACAGAUAUUACAGAAAAACUGACGUAACACAAGACAAUGACAUUUAUUUUUUGGGAUGGAAAGUUCCAUUUAUGUACCAGAGAGUGUAUGUAUAUACUGGAAUUUUUCUUUUUGGCAUCAUCAUGGCAGAAUUAGUCGCCAAUUACAUGAAAAUCCUAAUUGGAAGAUUUCGACCUUCAUUUCUAGUGAUGUGUAAGCCAGAUUUCAAUUGCAGCAAUGCUGAAUAUCCACACUUUUAUGUUGAAAAUUUCUCUUGCACAAACAAGGAUUUGGAUGACGAAGAAGAUCUGAGGAAAUCCUUUCCCUCUGGCCAUUCAUCUGUUUCAACAUUUGCUAUGCUUUAUGUAGCACUGUACCUUCAAAAACGCUUAGAAAUUACUACAAGUUUUUUGGUAAAGCCAUUUAUUCAGCUUCUAUUACUCAUGUUGGCUGUUUUCAUCUGCUUUUCAAGAAUUCGAGAUUACAAGCAUCAUUGGGAUGAUGUUGCAGCAGGCUUUAUAUUAGGCUUCACAAUUUGUCUUGUCAUGAUCUUCACUCAAACCGAUCUGUUUAAAAAACAAACUCAGAAUAAUAUCGAAAUUACAAAAGGUUCCCAAACAUAAAAAGAAUAUUCUUCCUUCAUUUCUGAAAAUUCUCGAGAAGACGUGACAGUUCCUGGAAGAAGAGAAAAUGCUUGAAUAAAAUGAGAUAAGCAAUGGUGAACAUGUUAACAAAGAAUACAUUUCAAUUGUAUAUGUACUCAUACUAUCAUGUGAUAUUCAUGAUAUUGAACUGUCAUAUUUUAAAUUUUCAUAUUUCUUGUAAGUUGAAAGUCUUUAUUUUGUCAUUAAAAUUAUGUUGCUU
Molecule: messenger RNA, 1391 nt
Organism: Parasteatoda tepidariorum (common house spider)
Lineage: Eukaryota; Metazoa; Arthropoda; Arachnida; Araneae; Theridiidae
Product: phospholipid phosphatase 3
Biological process (GO): signal transduction; phospholipid metabolic process; phospholipid dephosphorylation
Cellular component (GO): plasma membrane
Molecular function (GO): phosphatidate phosphatase activity
Source: RefSeq, a predicted model, not a curated record